ACGGUCACGCUCUCGCUCACACGGGCCCGUUCACACUACAAUUAGCUACAUUAGCGAGGGAGUAACAGUCAUUCAAAAGCAACCAUUCUUCGGAGAAGUAAAAUCAAGAAUUUUGCCGCGAUCACUGUCAUGGAAUAUGACUUUACUACAGGUUUUAGAUUCUGAUGCCCUCAAAGUAGUCAGUAUCAUCUCAGUCGUGGCUCUGCUCGUUGCUUCUCUAAUAUAUUGCUUCUUUGGAGUUAAAAAACGACGCAAACAAAGGAAGGAGUUCCGGAGGAGACCUCUUACUAAGCCACAGCGAGAGCCUCAGUCUAGAUCUCAGUAUCCUACGUCGAUGCGCCGUAGAUUCGCACCUCCCACGCCACCACCAGCCGCCCCAAUCAAGGUCCAACCCCCACCGACACUAGGCGUAACCUGGGGUGCGAAAAGCAUUGUGGGACAGAUCCUUGCUUCAUGCGUCGAGCAAACCGAUAGAAAUAAGUACAGCUCAUUUUUCUAUAAUGGGAAUCCUAACUUCUCGACGUGGGAAGAAACGAAGUUAUGUGCUGACAAUGACAAGGAGAAAGAAACUGAUGUUAAAACCUGCGACAAGUUUACUCAAACUGUCUGUGAAGCAUGGAGAGCCGAUAUAGUGUUUGAGGAUGUUGAUCUGUCCUCGUAUACUGACCAGUAUUUGCAGACCAAGACAUCAGAAAAGGCAGUCAACACCGAUACUAGUAUCACUCAAGAUGUAGGGUCAGUGGUGCAGGCUAGAAAACCCAAGCGAGCUCACAAAUCAAAGCCGGUUUUCCGUGGCGUGCCGCCUAGCAGGAGUGAUCGUAGACACAAGCUUUGGGCGCACAAGUGUGUUGUGCCGGACUGCCGAGACUUAUUGGAGCAGAGAGUUCCUCACUAUAAGGGCUUCGACUCCGAAGGCAGCACGAGCUCCGACGAGCAGCAUUUUCAUGAUGAUAAAAGGAGGGACGAAACUCGAACGGAUGAGUACUUCUACGAAGUCAUAGACGAAAAUGGCAAAGGCAAUUUCACGGAUACAAAAUCCCCUUAUGGCGGGAAGGGGAAUGCACAGACUGAACGCAGUCGCUCGAAAGGGAGAAGACGGUGCUUAUUUAGCGAUUCAGACUUGUUAUCUAACAGAACUCUGACCACGCCUCUAAGGGAUGGAACGAAAGUGUCCAAAGCAGAAGGGAUUUUACAUGAAGAUGGCCUUGAGGAUCAACUGUCGCUACUUCUAUCACGCACCUCGUUUAUCCCUAUCAAGAGCUGGUACAGUCUCUGCUCUUUAAAUGACGACGAUGACGAGUUUUGUAGCAUAUGCGAGAAGGGAAAGGACCAUGAGCAUCCUUUAAAUGAAUUCGACUUAAGGAGGCUUCGCAUGAAUCACCUCCGUAAGGUCUCGGAAUCGAACAAUAACGAUACGGGGUACACUAGUACAGAUAAUGCAAGUGAUCACGACAGGCGAUCUCCUGGAUAUGACGGAGACUACGAAAGCGAGAGCGACGAAAAGCACUGCGCUCGUCUGCUACUCGUCACCAAUAAGGGCGGAACCCACCAUAUUGAAAAGUGUAGAUCAUCAAGGCAGUGGCACAGCCCUGGCCGGGAGGUCUCGCCCAGAUCAGAACUUUGCUGUUGUCCAGCGGUUCUGGGUCAGGCGUGGUCGUGAGAAGGCGAUUCCCCCAGCCACAUUCUUCUGGUAUCCACACGAACGUAUCCCUAGACCAUGCGGUAUAGAGUAAUAUGGUAUCGGAAAUUACUAUGUUUGAUAAACUAUGAAACUAUACAAGAUCCACACUAAUUUCGCAAAGAAGUGAUUGCAAUUCAUACGCGCGUUUUCUUACGCGUGGAACCCCUUUUGCAUCUUGUUUUUCGUUUCUCAAACGAGCUUUUUACAGUUCGCAACAAAUGCCUGAGUCGCAGCAAAAUCAUAUCGUGCAGACAUGGCGCGUGCGACUUGCAACUAUUUUGCGAGACAAGCUGCAACCGAGAAGUGAACGUAUUACAAUUGACAAAGCCUUGAUUGGUUUGCAUGAAAUGCCUAUCCACUAUGCAAAUCGCAAAACUAACUUCCACCCGAAGUCAGACCGCACCCACUCGCUGACGUUGCCUCGUGUUUUCUCGCAUACCUGGGUACUAGCAAUCUAAUUCAUUAAAAGUAUGAUGUAAAAUCUGCGUUUUUAUCGAAAAAAACAGUAUAUAAUAUGUGAAACAUAGGUAUAGUAUAUAAAAUAACUAAACGAUGAUAAGAAAUAUAUUUAAUAGAAAAGUAUAUUUAAAUAUAAAAUUUAUCCAGCU
Molecule: messenger RNA, 2289 nt
Organism: Nematostella vectensis (starlet sea anemone)
Lineage: Eukaryota; Metazoa; Cnidaria; Anthozoa; Actiniaria; Edwardsiidae
Exons: 6
Coding region: 137-1660 (507 amino acids)
Source: RefSeq, a predicted model, not a curated record